This is a messenger RNA of Pisolithus orientalis, 1501 nucleotides long. RefSeq lists its product as uncharacterized. NCBI's taxonomy places the organism in Eukaryota, Fungi, Basidiomycota, Agaricomycetes, Boletales, Pisolithaceae. The transcript is spliced from 11 exons. The coding region runs from base 97 to 1254 and encodes 385 amino acids. The record is from RefSeq and is a predicted model, not a curated record.
UACUCAUCCUCAUUCCAAGCCUGAUAUAAAUAGCUGGGUGAUUAUGGCGACUAUGUCAAUGGUAAUUUCGAGCACGCCGGAAAUAUAUUUGAUGAUAUGAGGCUCCUUGACAUCGAUCCCACGGACUCAGCCUAUUUCCCCGUGGUCUCCCACGUAUUUAGCUAUUGGGGGCCAAUGAGUAGUCUGGACGAUCGUGCUGUGGCACACCAUGACGAGGGCGCACACCUGGCGCUGCAUGAAUCAAAAGGCCUCUCGCUUCCCAUCAACGAACGUUUUGUGCUGUUGCUGAAAGCGUUGUCUACCCGUGCUGCAGGCAAACACUUGGUCAUAACAGUCAUACAAUGUAACGGGUUCUAUCGAGUUGACAGGAAUGGUUUUAGGGCCAGUUCAGCCUUAGACAGCGGGAUUUACUCCACAGAGCCACGGAUUUUGACUCCACUAUGUACUGUCGCAAGCCCGCAAGUUUGGCAAAGAGAACCGCCUUUUAUACAGAGAAGGAGACAAUUCCAAAGCAUUCGGGAGCACUUUUACGCCCUCAUGCAUAUGCAUCAGUCUACAGGUCCUGGAGCCCGUCAUAAGUCUGCGAGUAGACAGAAGAAAGAUAGAGCGAUCAAAUUCUUCUCAGACAUGUUUGGUCUGCAGCCUCUGAGAAAUUACGUCGGAAAAAUAACAUUCUUCGAAAGGCUCUCCGGGAUGAUGACAACUACUGCGGAAGGGCAUGGCUUACUAGCAUCCUUAUUUAUGGGCAGCCGGCAAUCCCGUGUCGCACAGGACCCGCGCCUUGAAGUUGUGUUACCUCUCUUGCGUGAGCGGUGCCAAAUUCUUUGUGCAGAGGAUGACGCCCCACCUCGGUAUGCUGAUGAAAAGCAGAAAGUGGACCGCGAGUUGGAGUCCAUAUCGCAGACUCUGAGUGCCUGUCUACUCGAUCACAUAGAUACCACCUUUUCCGAUGCUUCGUUUUUCCAUCGUUUAAUGCCUCCCGGUUCUAGACAACCAGACCCAGAGAGCCGGAUUGAAUAUGACAGGCAACUCGACUCUCGGUCCAUGGUACAAGAGAUAGAUGUACUCCAAGCAAGACUCGAUGAAGUAAGGGACGACGACGAACAACGAGCGUUAGAGGAGGAUAUCACAGGAAAGAUCCUGUGGUUCUGUUGGUGUGGGAUCUGCGCAGAAGUGGACCAACUAUUACCACAGGCAAGCCAUCUCUCCCACUUCUAUUUCCAUAUACGCCACUUGACAUGGUUCAGGUUGUGAAUUACAUUCGGAGGGAAGGAAACAUAGAAGUAAGUGGUAUCACACGCUAGAACGUAGCAACGUCAUCGCCGUCAGCAGGGAUUACAGGAAAUUUACUCGGCUAUACGUUCAUUAACCGACUCAGGUGAUGAUCAAGCUCACUUGCAACGGAUCAUGUUUGAUGCAGGGGCGGGUACAUCGAAACAUCAACUACUACUUGAUGCUCGAGCUGCAGAGCAAGCCAAGUGGUCCGGUACAUCCACUCCGA